GUAGUAUUAGUAGUAGUGCCCCACCACUCUCUAUGACUCAUCCCUCUUUUCAUAUUUUUUCUUCUUCUUUAAGAUUACAUCUAUGCUUUUUCAACCUUCAUCUCUUCCCACAACACACAUGCACAACAAAUUUUGUUUCUAAAUCUCCAAGGUAAAUGGAAUAUUAUUCUAAGAGUUAAAAAAUGAAGUGCUUAUGUGAGAAAGAUUCUGCUCAUUCAACACCCCACCAUGUUUUUGGAUGUCCAUCAUGGGGAACUUCUUCUGAAUCUGAAGUCCAACAAACAUCCAUGUCCAAAAGUUUGAUCUUUAAAGUGGAAGCCCUGCCACAAAAAUGCCACAAUAGUAAGGCGCUGAGUUUUCAAUUUCAAGAACAGGAAUCAUCUUCAACUCAAUCGUCUGGCUCAUCACAAUCAGGUCAAAUUCCUUUUCAGAAUAGUUCUUCUACUAGUUCAACAUUUAAGAGAACCGAGGAGAAUAGUAUGGGAUGUCUCAUUGGGACAUCAUCUAUUGGGACUUCAAAUCUCACCAUCCAUCCUCCACUAGUGGAUCACAGCCAAUCACUUGCGCAUAUUGCAUUCCACUUUGCUGAUCCAUGCUACAAUGGCCUACUUUCUGCUUCAUAUGGCCAACAAUAUAAGGCUUAUGGCAUCGUGUCAUCAAACUCUGAUCAGCCUCUUCAUGGCCAACUAAUGGAAGCUGCUCCUGUCCGAAUUCCCUUGCCAUCCGAUAUGACGGAAGAACCCAUAUAUGUGAAUUCAAAGCAGUACCAUGCUAUUCUGAGGCGAAGACAGUGUCGAGCAAAACUUGAAGCACAUAACAAACUCAUCAAGGAUCGUAAACCAUAUCUUCACGAGUCUCGCCAUGUACAUGCAUUAAAGAGAGCUAGAGGGGCUGGUGGCCGCUUUCUCAAUGCUAAAAAGCUCGAAGAAUCAAAGCAAGCUUCACUAAAUCAUGGCCAAAAUGUUUCCACCAGCUAUACUUGUUUAAAUUUGAAUGGAAAUAUGUCAGAAUCUAAAACGCGUGAUCUAGUUGAAAAUUACCGAGAUGGUGCUUCUGCUUCUGAUGUCACAUAUGGAUCAAAUAAGAAUGAAAUGUUCCAGCAGCAACAAGAGUUAGAAUUCAGGUUAUGCAGUUACCCUUCUUCUCAAACUGGAAGGAACAUGCAGGAAUAUGCAGCUGACAAGAGUGUUGGUGCGAAUCAACGCCGAUUAUCGGUUCUCAUGUGAGAGACUUAUAUAACACAUUGUUGUGGUUGUUCUUCAUCAUCAUUAAGAUCGGAUGAACACCGCUUCAUUGUGUUCUCCACCAUUGGGAAGUCAUCCUUGGCUCAUAUUUAUAUAUAUGUCUUACUGUUUGCUUAUUUUCAAUUUCCAUCACAUUUUACUACUACACCUAUUAUUGUUUUGUAGCCUAAAUUUGUUUAGGCAAAAAGUGCAAGCACUGACUUGUUAAAUACAGUGUUUUUUUUUUUUAUGUUGAUGUAUGCAAAUGACUUUAAUAUUGGAACCAAAUGUGACUUUAUUUGUUGUUUUUAUGGGAAGAAGAGAAUUUUGAA
Messenger RNA from Trifolium pratense (red clover), 1555 nucleotides. Its product is annotated as nuclear transcription factor Y subunit A-8-like. Lineage: Eukaryota; Viridiplantae; Streptophyta; Magnoliopsida; Fabales; Fabaceae. The transcript is spliced from 6 exons. The record is from RefSeq and is a predicted model, not a curated record. Gene Ontology annotation, biological process: regulation of transcription by RNA polymerase II. Gene Ontology annotation, molecular function: DNA-binding transcription factor activity, RNA polymerase II-specific; RNA polymerase II cis-regulatory region sequence-specific DNA binding. Bases 183 to 1226 code for a protein of 347 amino acids. Gene Ontology annotation, cellular component: CCAAT-binding factor complex.